UGCAAUGUGUUCACAGUAUACAGUAUUGGUGUUUGCAGUAUUGGCUGCGCUUGCAUUCAGCGCAUCGCAUUAUGGACAUUUUCAAGAAAACCGCGCCGCAGUCAGAACAAAAAGGCAGGUUUGGGGCUCCACGACUGAGACCGCUGGAUCGUCUAAUUACUACAUUAACUAUCCAGAAAAUCUAAAUCAAAAUCAUCAAUUACAAUACUUUAAGCAAGAUCAACCAAAUGUGUCAUACAUCUAUUACACACCCAAUAAUGAUUACUACAAGCCCAAUCCGCCACCCCAACCACCACGUCAUUGGGAAGAAUACUACUAUCCCUACAACAGACCUCGUCCACCGCCGCCGCCACACGAUGAAAGGCAUCCCCGACAUCCAGAUGAUUUUGGUCCACCUCACGAUAGACCUCCGCCUCCACCUCAUCAUGGUCCACCACCUCCGCCACACCAUGGACCUCCACCGCCGCCUCCACACGAUGAAAGACAACCCCGAUAUCCGGACGAUUUUGGUCCACCUCACGAUAGACCUCCUCCGCCACACCAUGGACCUCCACCGCCGCCGCCACGCGAUGGAAGGCAUCCCCGACAUCCGGACGAUUUUGGUCCACCUCACGAUAGACCUCCUCCGCCACACCAUGGACCUCCACCGCCGCCGCCACACGAUGGAAGGCAUCCCCGACAUCCAGAUGAUUUUGGUCCACCUCACGAUAGACCUCCGCCUCCACCUCAUCAUGGUCCUCCAUUUCCGCCACACCAUGGACCUCCACCGCCGCCUCCACACGAUGAAAGGCAACCCCGAUAUGAUGAGUUCGGUCCACCUCACCAUAGACCUCCGCCUCCACCGCACUAUGGUCCACCGCACCUUGGGCCUCCGAACCAUGGGCCUCCACACCGUGGGCCUCCGCACCAUGGGCCUCCGUACCGUGGGCCUCCGCCUCCACCACACCAUGGACCUCCACCACCGCCCAACCAUGGUCCACCAUAUGAUGAACGGAAACCUCCACCUCCGCAGUCUUAUAACAAUUAUAACUCUGACCACGGCAACGAAGCCUAUCGGCAACCUUAUGGUCAUAGUCCACCUCAUGACAGUCAUGACCCUGCACCCGAGAAUCGUUGGCCUCCACUGAAUGGCCAAGGACCACCUAGGGAAAACGAGCAACCCGGUGGAUUUGGGCCACAUGGUAAUAACGGGGUUCAGCCUGGUAGUACACCUAGUACAUCAUCCGCCCAGAAUACUGAAAAUGAACAGAUUCUUCAAAACCUUAAACUCAUUUUCCGGGAAGGGCUUUAUAAUACAGCACCGAACGAUCAGGCUCAAAGUGACUCAACAGAUGUCAAAAUGAUCGAAGUGUUAAGUACAGAGAAUCCUACACGUAAAGGAGGACAGCCUCUUAGUAAUUUUGACGCAAAUACAAGCGGUUCAAUAACUCCAUCGCCUCAUUUAAAUUAUUUCCAAGUAGAACCUGUGACACCAGAAAAACAACUAACAGUUACUGAGCUUCUAAGCCUUCAAGAUUACCGCUUUACUGAUGUACAUAAGUGGCCUCCUCGAGGCCAUGUACCGUCUGGACCAGAAAGAAGUUUUCCAAACGAUGAUCCAAAGCGAAGACGGCCACCAGUGGAGGCUGGACCAGCAGUUCGUAAAAGAUCACCGGAUCCACCAAGAAAUCGAGGUCCAUACGAUCAUAGAGAACAUGGGCCACCUAGCCGAUAUGGGCCACCUGAAAGACAAGGACCACCACGUGGACAUGGACCAUCUGACAUACAUGGACCCCCUGAUGGACUAGGGCCGCCACGUGAACACGGACCACCUAACAUGCGUGGACCUUUUGGUAGUCAAGGACAACCUGGUGAACAUGGACCGCCUGAUAGACAAGGAAAACCUGGUGAACAUGGACCACCUCCAGGUGGGCAUCCACCACCUGGCGAACGCGGCCCACCCGGCGGGAAUACACCACCUUUAGGUGGACACGAACCGCCUACUGAUAGACAUGAAAUACCUCCUGGCCACCGUGAUCAACAUGAUAGCCAUGGAUCUUAUUCCCCAGAAGACAGUUCUCUAUCCACUAAUAAUGAUGAAAAUUCACAAGACAGCAAAGACAUAAAGUUAAACUUCAGUGAGAAUUUUAACAAUACUGUACAGAAAAAUGAACAGAAACCAAAAGUCAAAGACGGCCAACCUCUUAGUAACUUAGAUGCAAAUAUUCAUCAUUCUAUAGCUAACACUCCAGCUCCUUACCUAAACGUUUAUCAAGUCGCUCCUGUGACCCCAGAAAGUUAA
Molecule: messenger RNA, 2281 nt
Organism: Cydia amplana
Lineage: Eukaryota; Metazoa; Arthropoda; Insecta; Lepidoptera; Tortricidae
Exons: 3
Coding region: 5-2281 (758 amino acids)
Source: RefSeq, a predicted model, not a curated record